UGCUUUCUACCGAGUGACUCAGAGUUUAAGUGAAUAAAGUUUGUUUUUCAACCCUUCACAAUGAAGAAAAAAUUGUGCGAAUCACUUCACGGCACGGAUGUGGAUGCAAGGAGGCAAGCAUUAUGGACCCACUGGCCCAAAUUUGAGUUUUUCAAAUCUUCCGGUUCAAAUUUGCAAAACGUACACAUGAACAUACCAGAGAUACAAAGAGAAAUAGCAAAUACUGAGUAUGAAGAAGAGGAUCGGGAUCUGUUCGAUAUCAUCCCAUACAUAUCGUACAUUGCAGUGAUCGUUCCCUCCAGUAUAGAAGAUAACAACAUUGCUAACACAUCGAACCGAAUUGCACAAGUGGAGGAAAAAGAUGUGCACAAAACCCGGCAGGAUCUAAUGAAAAAGGGCUCAGAAAGAAGCAAAAAGAAUUCAAGAGGAAGACAAAUUGAGAUGCAAAAGAACAAAAACUUCAAAUGAAAGAACGGAUAAGUCUCUGGAAGAGGUUUUGCUUGCAUUAGCGAAAGAAGAUGUGCCAGAAAUGCCAUUCUUGAAAAGUUAUGGACCAUCUUCAAUAAAUAUGAAUAUAGAAGAACAAGCUAGAGUCAAGUUGACUGUAGCUAAGGUAUUAUUUUCAGCGUUUAGCGUUUGUUUGUUUUUUUUUAUAUAGAUUAAUACAUUCAUUCAUUAACGUUUGCAUUAAAAAAAUGGACAAAAAUUGCCGAUCUUUCAUGAGUUUACCUUCACACGUACUGACGAAACUACUCAACAUCAAUCAUAGUAACCCAUAAGUCAGCACAAAAAAAAUUGACAGCUCUAUCAGUCGAACACUAACCGUGAUGGUGGUGAACAGUGAAGCUACUCCGUCAGAAGUGUGCGCAUUCAAAGAACGGUACCCCGCCGCGUCGGAAACGGACAUCGUGCGGCACUUUGUGGACGCCGGAUACACCCGUUCCGGCAUCUACAACAUCUUGAAAAAUGGCCCGGUUCCGGACGGCCGACGACGACGACGCGAAGAAGCGAG
Molecule: messenger RNA, 1012 nt
Organism: Toxorhynchites rutilus septentrionalis
Lineage: Eukaryota; Metazoa; Arthropoda; Insecta; Diptera; Culicidae
Exons: 2
Coding region: 61-468 (135 amino acids)
Source: RefSeq, a predicted model, not a curated record